CCAAACCUCAGCAAAAUCGGGAACACGAGGAAGAGGAAGACGGCCAUGGAGGAAGAAGAACACGAGGUGUACGGAGGAGACAUCCCAGAUGUCGGUGAAAUGGAAGGAGACGUUGAUCCUCAUCACGCCGAUGUCGAGAUGACUACCGCAGACGAUGACGCCGUCAAGGAAUUGGAUGAGAUGAAGAAACGACUGAAGGAGAUGGAAGAAGAAGCAGCCGCUCUUCGCGAAAUGCAAGCCAAAGUUGAGAAAGAAAUGGGUGCUGUUCAAGAUCCUGCAAGUGCAGCUGCUAGCCAGGCAAGCAGGGAGGAGGUGGAUACAAGGUCUAUAUUUGUUGGCAAUGUGGAUUAUGCUUGCACCCCUGAAGAAGUUCAACAGCAUUUCCAGUCUUGUGGCACUGUAAACAGAGUCACUAUCCUUACGGAUAAAUUUGGCCAACCUAAGGGUUUUGCUUAUGUGGAGUUUCUUGAAGUGGAAGCUGUUCAAGAGGCUCUUGCCCUUAAUGAAUCUGAACUACAUGGGCGACAACUGAAGGUAAUGGCUAAAAGAACGAAUGUACCUGGAAUGAAGCAGUACCGUGGGAGGCGUUUCAAUCCUUACAUGGGCUACAGAGGAUUUAGGAGGCCAUAUGUACCUCCUUAUUUCUACUCCCCUUACGGAUAUGGGAAGGUUCCGAGGUUCAGGAGGCCAACACGCUACAUGCCCUACUACUGAGCACCAACAACAGGCUGCAAUGCAAUCUGUUUGUUCUUUGAAUUGCAUGAUCGUAUCGUAUCAUAUAUUAUUAUGCAGAUAGAUUGCAACUGUGAGGUUAUAACUUCAUUGGACUGUUAAAAACCAAAACCUUCGUUUCAACUUGUUUCUGGGUAUAAUGCGCGUCUACUUUCAGAGCUAC
This is a messenger RNA of Cynara cardunculus var. scolymus (artichoke), 895 nucleotides long. RefSeq names its product polyadenylate-binding protein 2. Bases 46 to 714 code for a protein of 222 amino acids. The record is from RefSeq and is a predicted model, not a curated record. NCBI's taxonomy places the organism in Eukaryota, Viridiplantae, Streptophyta, Magnoliopsida, Asterales, Asteraceae. Gene Ontology annotation, molecular function: RNA binding. The transcript has 6 exons.